CAGGCUCUCAACCAGCAUUUUCACUUGUUUGUUUGCAAGUUUCAUUUUUUUUUUCUCUCUCUUUUUAAGUACAAAAGGUAGGGGCGAUUAGUUAUGGCUGCGGUAGUUUCAAUGCUGUUGGCCAUCUUUUCCAUGGCUUUUUUCACUGUUCAAGCUCAAGACUUUGCCCCUGCCCCUGCCCCUACUAGUGACGGAAUAUCGAUAGAUCAAGGGAUUGCUUAUGUGUUAAUGCUGGUGGCUUUAGUUCUAACAUAUCUCAUCCACCCUAUGGAUGCUUCUUCCUACAAAUUGUUCUAAAUUUAAUUUCUCAUUUACAAUUAUGUUUCAUUUGGGACAAUGGUUGUAAUUUUUAAUCAUUCUUCAUAUGCAUUUAUUUAAUUAAUCCA
Messenger RNA from Capsicum annuum, 386 nucleotides. RefSeq names its product arabinogalactan protein 20. Lineage: Eukaryota; Viridiplantae; Streptophyta; Magnoliopsida; Solanales; Solanaceae. The transcript is spliced from 2 exons. The record is from RefSeq and is a predicted model, not a curated record. The coding region runs from base 94 to 297 and encodes 67 amino acids.